UAUAUAAAUAUUUGUGAAUAACGUAGGAUAUUUCUAGCAACAGUCAAUCAGUUUUCAUUGCAUAAGCAUAUUCAAUCAUGGGUAGCGAAGAAAUAAAAAACCUUCCAGACUUACUGAAGAAUUACUUGGGCACAAGUAAACAAAUACACGAUGUCAAAAUUACUCGACUAACAGCACCGGGAGAGAAUUUUGGAAGCGUGAUGCUCAAACUCGAUAUUACAGUGCUCAAUACCGAAAAUGGCACCAAAGAGAUAUUACACGCUGUAGGAAAGACACUCCCAGAAACAGAACUGUUCAGGGAAAUUUUCAACGUUCAAAUGACUUAUCGAUAUGAAAUGGCUUUCUACGAAAUCAUAGUUCCUGCAGUUCAAGAUUUUCAACGACGUUUGGGAAUAACUCAAGUUUUCGACACUGUCUGUAAGUGUAUAGCUACUAGAAAAAACUUGGAUGGUAGCGAUAAGAUAGACGAUGAUGCUGUAAUUGUUCUGGAAAAUUUGAUGGAACUUGGUUAUAAAAAUAUCGAGCGAAUAGAAGGUUUCGACUUUGAAACUACAAAACUCAUCAUUAGAGACUUAGCCCUAUUUCAUGGAGUGUUUAUUGCAAUGAAAAACAAGGAACCUGAGAUAUUUGCCGGAAAAAUAAAGCCUUAUUGCCAUGAUUUUAAAGUGGUGCAACAAGAAAACGACAAAUUUCAGGAAGUUGUGAAUAUCUUAUUAAAUGAAAAUGAAGACACAGGCCGCUGCGUUUCUAAAAUCAAGACUUGGGGGACAAUUCCAAGGUCUGCGGCAAGAGAACCUUUUGCAACAGUGAUUCACUGUGACUUGUGGAUCAACAACAUCAUGCAAAAAUUUGAAAACGGCAAAGCAGUUGCUAAUAAAAUAGUUGACUUUCAGUGUUUCAACUAUGGCUCCCCAGCAGCGGAUUUGUUUUUCUUUCUGUGGACCAGUGUUUCACAAGCCCUUUUGGAAUCACAUUUGGAUUACUUCAUCAAGUAUUACUACGAAAAUUUGCUAGAAGUACUGGUACAACAUGAAUGCGAUACAGGUCGUUUUACUUUCGAGCAGUUUCAAAAAGAAAUUGAACUGGAGACUGAUUAUGAAAUAGGACAUGCGUUGCUAUUCAUUAUAUUUACACUCAAUGGAAAAUCGGAAGAUGACACCUCCACUGAAGUGUUAUCUACGGAGGAAAUGUUGGCGAGGUUGCUGCCGAAAACAAAAAAGAGGGUUCAUUAUAUGAUUCGUGAAUGUGUGAAACAUGGAUGGCUGAAAUAAUACGAAACCUGUAUUACUUGUAAUUUGGUCAUGUUAACUCAUAAUAAUAAAAGUGAUAAUACUGA
Messenger RNA from Leptinotarsa decemlineata (Colorado potato beetle), 1336 nucleotides. RefSeq lists its product as uncharacterized. NCBI's taxonomy places the organism in Eukaryota, Metazoa, Arthropoda, Insecta, Coleoptera, Chrysomelidae. The record is from RefSeq and is a predicted model, not a curated record.